AUGAUGGGUUUGGUCGAGACGUCUGAAGGUCUAUUUGGGACCGGAGUGAAUCUUGAGGAUGUGGAACGAGGAUUGCGAAGAGGUUUAAAGACGUCAAUAAAAUGUGCUGGUGAAAAGGAAAUCAUUCGAAUUGGCGAAAAUCAGGGAUUCCUCUCCAGCGUUGGUGUUCUACGAUGCAACUGGUCGGGUGAUUCCGCCAAUCUACCAACGGAAGUGGUUUUCAAAAUAGCGACGCUCGCAAAUUCAGCAUCGAUCUCAAAUCGCUCGAAAAAACCUGCAAAAGGGGAAGUGGCAAGACGAAAUAAGCUAUUAUGGGAAGCACGGGAGCGAAAUCUUCGAAAGUGGCACAACAAUGAAAUUCUCUUCUAUGAGACGGUAGCACAACUGCCUGUACAACUGAGCAUUGUUCCGAAGCUCUACCAUGGUAGAAAAUUCGAUAAGGAAAAUGAGAGCACGGGAUUUCUUUGUAUGGAAUAUGCUAAAAAUUCGUUCCCUUCGUUAAUUCACGAUUGCUUGACACUUUCUCAGACUAAAGAGGUGCUACGUGCUCUGAUAGAUGUACAAAUUGGUAUGAUGUCAGUGGAAAAGAAAAAGGAUUGCUUCAAUGUGAAUGUGUAUGAAGAACUGUACAGUGAAAUGCUGCAACCCACAGUCCUUAGCUUCCGUCUGGACGAGCUGCGAUCUCUCGAUGAUUCCUUGUCAAGUCUAAUAAAUUCUGUCGAUAGUCGGAGUAGAGAUAUCGUCUCAAUAAAGGCUAUCAAAACGCACCACCUGGAAAUCGGCAUGGAAUCCGUGUUUGUCCAUGGUGAUAUGUAUGCUCCAAAUAUACUAUGGCACUACGAUGAACAAGAACAGAUGAAAAUCAGCAAGAUUGUUGAUUGGCAGCUGGAAACGUCCUAUCGGCAUUUGUUCCCAACGGCAGCUCUUGCCUUCCUCACGACGCUCUAUGAAAUGUUCACUGCAUCCGUGAAAAACUGCUCAGAAGAUGAGCGAAGAAGACGUACGAACAGAAUAGUCGAGAAAGUUCGAGGAAUUCUUGAGAAUAUUAACGAUUUCCGAAAAUGA
Haemonchus placei is the source of this 1065-nucleotide messenger RNA. The record is from the annotation of a GenBank genome assembly. NCBI's taxonomy places the organism in Eukaryota, Metazoa, Nematoda, Chromadorea, Rhabditida, Trichostrongylidae.